UCAACUUCGUUACCUUGAUCUCUCUGACAACAACUUCACCUCCUCUUCACUCCCUUCCGAGUUUGACAAUCUCAACAAGUUAGAGGUUUUGUCUCUUUCCUCUAAUGGUUUCCUCGGCCAAGUUCCUUCCUCCUUUAACAACCUAAGGAUGCUUUCCUAUUUAGGCCUUUCCCAUAACGAGCUCACUGGUAGUUUCCCAUUUUUGUGGAAUCUAAGCAAGCUUUCCUUUUUAGAGCUUUCAAACAAUCACUUCUCUGGAACUUUGAAUCCCAACAGUAGCCUCUUUGAGUUGCACAAUCUCCGUUCUCUUAAUCUUGCUUUCAACAACUUCCGUUCUCCAUUCCCUUCCGAGUUUGGAAAUCUCAACAAGUUAGAGGUAUUGUCUCUUUCCUCUAAUAGCUUCUUUGGCCAAGUUCCUCCCACAAUCCGUAACCUGACUUUGUUAAACCGGUUGUUCCUUGACCAAAACCAGUUCACUGGUAGUUUACCGUUUAUACAAAACCUAACCAAGCUGUAUGAUAUAGUACUUGCUGAUAAUCACUUCACUGGAACCAUUCCUUCUUCUCCCCUCACUAUGCCUUCCUUGGAAUAUCUUGAUCUACGUGGGAACAAUCUCGCCGGUUCUGUUGGAGUUCCUAACUCAUCUACUUCAUCUAGGCUCGAGAUCCUUUUCCUAGGGGAUAACCAUUUCGAAGCACAAAUCCUAGAGCCUAUCUCAAAGCUCACCAACAUUAAGAGACUCGACCUUUCUUUCCUCAACACAAGCUACCCAAUUGACUUAACCUUCAUCUCCUCUCUUAAAUCUUUGGUGUCCCUUGAUCUAACCGGUAAUAGCAUAUCACCAGCCUGUUGGAGUUCAGAUUCAAGCAUCCCAUCGAGCAUGGUAUUCUUGAUCUUGUCGCGCUGCAACGUCACUGAGUUUCCAAGCAUCUUAAAGACCCUUCAAGACUUGCAGCAUCUAGACCUGUCCAACAAUGGAAUCAAAGGAAAAGUCCCUUCAUGGUUGUGGAAAGUUCCUCGUCUGAGCUCUGUGGAUUUGUUAAACAAUUCUCUUAAUGGUUUCGAAGGUUCCCCGGAAGUUUUAGUGAAUUCAUCUGUUCAGAUAUUAGUAUUGGCUUUAAACAGUUUUCAAGGAGCACUUCCUAACCUGCCACUCUCUAUUGUCUCAUUAUCUGCGUGGGGAAAUAGUUUCACAGGGAACAUACCUCUCUCACUCUGCAACCACAACUCUCUCAUGGUUCUUGAUCUGUCCAACAACAGUUUCACAGGUCCAAUUCCUAAAUGUUUGAGUAACUUGACGUUCUUGGUUCUCCGACAGAACAAUCUGGAAGGAAGUCUCCCAGAUAUGUUCUAUGAAGGUUCCUCGCUUCGGACACUUGACGUUGGCUACAAUCAACUAACCGAAAAGCUUCCAAGAUUCUUUGGUCCUGUCUCUCCUCUUGAUAAAGGUCCUCUCGCAUUUCCCGAGCUGCACAUAUUCGAAAUAUCGGAUAACAACUUUACCGGAAGCUUGUCACCAAAUUACUUUGUGAACUGGAGAUCAUCAUCACUGCAGAUGAAUGAAGAUGGGAGUAUAUACAUGGGAUACAAAAAGGAAACUUCAGUUUCCAUAAAUGGUUACUAUUUCUACGAAGAUGCUAUAGAUUUGAGAUACAAAGGUCUAACCAUGGAGCAAGCCAAGGUCCUUACUUCCUACGCAACCAUUGAUUUUUCAGGGAACAAACUUCAAGGACAGAUUCCUGAGUCCAUUGGUCUCUUGAAGGCAUUGAUUGCACUCAACUUAUCGAACAACGCAUUCACAGGACAGAUUCCUCUGUCUUUGGAAAACCUUACGGAACUCGCGUCACUAGACCUGUCAAGAAACCAACUAUUAGGGAAUAUUCCUAAUGGAAUCAAGACCCUCUCGUCUUUGGCGUACAUAAAUGUGUCUCACAACCAACUCACUGGUGAAAUACCACAAGGAACACAAAUCACUGGGCAACCUAAAUCCUCCUUCGAAGGUAAUGCAGGGCUUUGUGGUCUUCCUCUCCAGGAAAGUUGCGUAGGCACUAGUGUGCCAUCGAUACAAGACGUGAAGCAAGAAGAAGAAGGAGAGGUGUUGAAUUGGAAAGCAGUGGCUAUAGGAUAUGCUCCUGGGGUGUUGUUUGGAUUAGCAAUAGGUCAAGUGAUUGCGUCAUACAAGCCGGAGUGGCUCGACAAGAUAACCCGUUUUUAUCUUUGAGUGUCUAUCGAGUGGUUGAUUGUCUAGUAAUAAAGCAGUUCCUCAUGUCUGUGUAUUCAUAUACAUUUGCCGUUUAUACUUCCCUAAACUCAAAACAAGUAUGGAGCUGUGCUCUGUUCUAUUUUUCUUCUUUCUAUACAAGGCGAGAUUCCUGUUUUAAAGUCAAUCAAUAUAUAUCUUUUCUCUCUGUUUU
Molecule: messenger RNA, 2414 nt
Organism: Eutrema salsugineum
Lineage: Eukaryota; Viridiplantae; Streptophyta; Magnoliopsida; Brassicales; Brassicaceae
Product: receptor like protein 42
Exons: 2
Coding region: 149-2221 (690 amino acids)
Molecular function (GO): protein binding
Source: RefSeq, a predicted model, not a curated record